AUGCCCUUAUGGUGUUGAACACACUGGGUCUACCUCCAAGGCACUGGGCUGUAGAUCAUCCUGACCACUCACUGCUCCUCACCCAGGGAUCUUUUAUAAGGGCUUUUUGGGGUAUCUUUUAACUUAAAAAAAAAAAAAAGACAAGAAAAUGGCACCGAAGAAAGACGCCAAGAAAGCAGCAGCGCCUGCUCCAGCCCCUGCCCCAGCGCCAGCCCCAGAACCAGUAAAGCCCAAGGAACCAGCAAUUGAUCUCUCCAGCAUCAAGAUCGAGUUCUCCAAGGAUCAACAAGAUGACUUCAAGGAGGCAUUCCUCCUCUUUGACAGGACUGGUGAAAGCAAGAUCACCCUAAGCCAAGUCGGAGAUGUCAUCCGUGCUCUGGGUCAGAACCCCACUAAUGCUGAGGUCAAGAAGAUCCUGGGAAACCCUAGUAAUGAGGAGAUGAAUGCUAAGAAAAUUGGCUUUGAAGAGUUCUUGCCCAUGAUGCAAGCAGCUGCCAAUAAUAAGGACCAGGGUGGCUUUGAAGACUUCGUUGAAGGUCUACGUGUCUUUGACAAGGAAGGCAAUGGGACAGUCAUGGGUGCUGAACUCCGUCACGUACUGGCCACUCUGGGUGAGAAGAUGAAGGAAGAAGAAGUAGAAGAAUUGAUGAAAGGGCAGGAAGACUCCAACGGCUGCAUCAACUAUGAGGCAUUUGUGAAGCACAUCAUGUCAAUCUAAAUGGACUUAUGAAGACACACAAUUUGAACAAGAUCAGCAGGCACUUGAGAUUUGCAUAUCUAGGAAACCAGUAUUCCAUCCAGUAAUAUCGCCCUGGAACCUAAAAGGACUGUAAUAUAUGCCUCCCAACCACCCCUUUUUUUAAAGCCAUCAGCAUGAGACGCCAAUUGAAUCUCAAAAUUUUUACACUUCACAGAUAAAACACUUGCUGAGGCCAGUGAGAAGGACUACAUUGCCACAGCUGUCAAGCCCAAUAAUCUUUUUUUCCCCCCAUAUUGUCUGCCAUGGAAGCAAUGUAUGCUAUUCGAAAGAGAGAAAAGAGAGAAUCUGACAAUAAAUCCCUGUGGUCAGUUUA
Elgaria multicarinata webbii is the source of this 1073-nucleotide messenger RNA. It is a transcript of the gene MYL1, whose product is annotated as myosin light chain 1. Lineage: Eukaryota; Metazoa; Chordata; Lepidosauria; Squamata; Anguidae. The transcript is spliced from 7 exons. Gene Ontology annotation, molecular function: calcium ion binding. Gene Ontology annotation, cellular component: myosin II complex; contractile muscle fiber. The record is from RefSeq and is a predicted model, not a curated record. The coding region runs from base 149 to 718 and encodes 189 amino acids.